GUUAUUGCGCGUCCUAUAUUUCGGCUAUUUAAGACUAAAUUACUUGCAGGGCUAUGGAAGAAAUAUGCAGAGUUUGCAUGGGAACGUCUGGAGCAUUCACAAACAUAUUCGACGAGCCACAAAAAUUGGGCACAUCCAUUGCUGACAUGAUAGCUCAGUGUACCGGGUACGAGGUUAGCCGAGGAGAUUUACUAUCAGAAAAUAUAUGCCCGCCCUGCCUUGAGGAUGCAGUGAGUGCAUUCAACCUGAAGACCACCUGCAAGCAGAGCCUUAAAUUAACGGAGCAGUUUAAAGAAGAAGAAAUCUGUGAUAGUGUCGAAGACGAUGACUGGGAACCAUCAGAUUGCGGGAGCGAGCAGUCAAACAAUAUUGAAGCCGAUGCAAAGGCUCAAGUUGAGAAGCAUGUCGAUCUUCUCUUCAAAUGUACACUUUGUCCAAAGAGCUAUCCGCAUAGGUCGAAUCUAAACAGACACAUGAAAUUGCAUACGGGUGAACGCCCCUAUCAAUGCUCACACUGCUUCAAGUCCUUCUCAUAUAGGUGCGAUCUUGAAUCACACAACCGUACUCACACAGGUGACCGGCCAUACCACUGCUCUUACUGCUCAAAGUCAUUUCAACAAAAGGGCCAACUCAGCGAUCACCUCCGUACUCACACGGGGGAGAAACCAUUUAAAUGUUCCCAUUGCUCGAAGUGUUUUACUUGCUCUGGAUCACUCCGUAUUCACAUACGAACGCACACAGGUGAACGACCCUACCAAUGCUCCCACUGCCCGAUGUCUUUUGUCCAAAAAUACCAUCUUGAUAGACACUUUCAUUUGCACACGGAUGACCGACCCUACCAAUGCUCUCAAUGCUCGAAGACUUUUAUAACCAAAUCGAAUCAUGAUAUGCACACCCGUAUGCACACGGUUGAACGACUCCAUGAAUGCUCAGACUGCUCGCAGUCAUUUCGCACAAAAUCCAAUCUGAGUGAACACAUCCGUAAACACACGGAGGAACGACCCUUUACAUGUACCCACUGCUCGAAGACAUUUAAACAUAACCAAUCUCUUAAGAAACACAUUCGCAGUCACACACAGAAUGAUAGUUCCCAAUAAAACAACCUUCAUUCACUUC
This is a messenger RNA of Drosophila guanche, 1116 nucleotides long. Its product is annotated as zinc finger protein 501-like. The coding region runs from base 54 to 1097 and encodes 347 amino acids. Gene Ontology annotation, biological process: regulation of transcription by RNA polymerase II. Lineage: Eukaryota; Metazoa; Arthropoda; Insecta; Diptera; Drosophilidae. The transcript has 2 exons. Gene Ontology annotation, cellular component: nucleus. Gene Ontology annotation, molecular function: RNA polymerase II cis-regulatory region sequence-specific DNA binding; zinc ion binding; DNA-binding transcription factor activity. The record is from RefSeq and is a predicted model, not a curated record.